AUGAACGAGUCUGCCCAAGACAUUGAACAGAGGCUUCCAGACGAAAACGAAACUCCAAAUGGCACAUUCAAUGGUUCUCCUGGACCUCAGCUGGAAAAACGCAAUAGGCCAUACGUCUGCAAUCACAAACCCUGCAAUCGCAAAAACUUCAGCAACAAAAGCGGCCUUGAACGCCAUAAGCGCGAAGUGCACAGCUCCCAAAACUUCACAUGCCCAAUACGAUCCUGCGACCGUAGCAAGAAAGGAUUCCACAGACGACACAACCUCGGGGAGCACCAAAAGCGAGUUCAUGGCAUUCGUUCCUCAAAUUCCCCUCGGGCAUUAAGUAUAAAUUCGGAGGAGUUGUCUGAAAGCGAAGAGUCAACCCCGAGUCCUCCAUACGAAAUCGAAGCUGAAGGAGCAAGUCAAGAUAUCAAAAUAACUGAUGUAAUGCCAACUUGUCGGGAGGAUUUGAAGAUCAAACUGCGGGGCUUACGAGCCAUGCGAGAAAAGAUUGACAGAGAUAUUAAGUCAAUGGAGAGGGUUUUGAGAAUUAUGGGCGGCGAAAGGUAG
Pseudogymnoascus verrucosus is the source of this 552-nucleotide messenger RNA. RefSeq lists its product as uncharacterized. The record is from RefSeq and is a predicted model, not a curated record. Lineage: Eukaryota; Fungi; Ascomycota; Leotiomycetes; Thelebolales; Thelebolaceae. The transcript has a single exon. Gene Ontology annotation, cellular component: nucleus. Gene Ontology annotation, biological process: regulation of transcription by RNA polymerase II. The coding region runs from base 1 to 552 and encodes 183 amino acids.